CCUUCAAAGGUAAACAAACAAGUCGUGUCGCACAUGUUCCUCCUGUGAGCGGGUUAUAGGCGUAGAAGCAGUUGUAUUAUUUUUAUGAAUCACCAUGGGGAAAAAAGGUAAUUCAAAGUCUAGCUUUGGAGGACAGAAAAAGGUGAAGAGACUGAACCCUUUUGAAGUUCACACAAAUCGAGUAAAGCAUGAUGUACUGGGACGCAAGAGCAAAUUUGAACGCGGAUUACCAGGAGUUGCAAGAGCAAAAGCAAUAAAGAAGAGAGACAAAACACUGCUCCAGGAAUACAGAUCUCGGAAUAAGAGCAACGUCUUUGUUGAUAGACGCAUAGGAGAAAAUGAUUCUGCCAUGUAUCCUGAGAAGAAAAUUGCCCUAAGAAUUGCAGCAGAGAAGAAAAAACAGUUUGGAAAAGUAUAUAAUCAUAUAAUGGAUUCAUAUUUUUGCCCAACAGCUCAGUUUGUCAAAGAACAACAUUUUGGUGGUUUCUUGACAAGACGAGAAUAUGAGGAAGGUGAUACUGACAAACACAAGACUAAAAAAGAAUGGAUUGAUGAAAUCAUAGCAGAGUCAAAAAGAAAAAAGGCUGAGUUCAAAAAGGAAAAAGAGGAGCAGCAUGAAGCUGUCAGUAACCUUGAUUCCAAAUUACAAAAUUUCAUGAUGAUUAUGGCUGGUUAUACAAUGACUGAUGAGGACAAACAAGCAGCUAAAACAAAAAGUGCCUUUAGAGACUACGAUAUGCUCGUUAAAGAGCUUGGAUUUGACCGUACUGGAAAAGCAAAACCUGUUGAUAAGUUGAAGACACCAGAGGAAAUAGCCAAGGAAGAGAGAGAGAAACUUGAAAAACUAGAAGCAGAUCGUGUCAGGCGGAUGAAGGGAGAAGAAGUAAAAGAUGUGAAAAAAAUGAGGAGUGCAGAUGACCUAGAUGAUCAGUACAUAUUACAGAAAGAUGUCCAGGUACCUCUGAGUUAUAAAGAUGGCAAAAUGUUGACAGGAGAUGAUGAAGACCAAACAGAAGAUGAAAGUGAUGAUGAAAAGGAUGAUGAUGCUGAAGAUGGAAAUGAGGAAGUAGAUGAAGAUGGGGAAGAAGAGGAAGGAGAAGGAGGAGAAGAAGAGGAAGCCGAAGAAGAAGAGGAUGAUGAUGAUGAUGAUGAAAGUGAUAAGUACUCAGAUAUUUUAGAAGAAAGUGAGAGUGAAGAAGAGGAAGAAGAGAUAAAAGAAAAGCCUGGUACACUUGAGGUGAUUAAAAAGAAGGAAAUGAUGGAAGCAGCCAAAAAGGAGCUGCCAUAUACAUUUGAAGUGCCACAAGACUAUGAGGCAUUCUGGGCAUUGUUAGAAAAUCACUCGCCAGGAGAAGUGAACACUAUCUUAGAGCGAAUGGUUGCAUGUAAUCAUCCUAAACUUGGAGGGAAGAAUAAGGAAAAGUGUGAUUACUUAUGUGCAUAUCUUUUGCAGACAUUGAAUGUUUUAGCUGAUUAUGAUGGUGCUUCUCCCAUGGACUCUGUGUCACCCCUCAUGUAUGUGGAUUGCAUCACUCGACAUAUCUAUGGUCUUACCCAGUUUACCUCAGUAAAUACAGCGAAUGCAUUAAAACAGGUGCUGUUGGAAAAAUAUGGAGACUGUUCAAAAUAUAAGUUCAAAAGAUAUCCUAUGGGUGAUACACAUAUACAAUUCACCAGUGAAUUGUAUAUGCUACUGCAUAUGACUGUAUAUGCUACAGUCAUACUUCAGCUUCAUUCACCAGUGAAUGUAGCUCCUAGAUCAGGGCAUCUUGCAUCUGUUCGAGCUAUUAUGAGACCAACCACAAUACUGCUGGAUUGCUUGGUUCUAGAGAAUCUCCCUAAAAGUGUACAAGAGGCUAUUGAAGCUCUGCGCCAAGCUAUUAGAUCCUUGCCAGCCCAAGGCAAACCCCUUGUCAAGGAAGAUGCAAAGCCCAGAUCAAUACCAAUGUUUGAGCCGGCCUUUGAGAAGAUUAUUGAAGGAGCCAAAAAACGACAUGGUUCCAAGGAGAAGCUGGAGCAUCAGAAAUUGCUUCAUAAUCUGAAGCGAGAAAGAAAGGCUGUGAAGAGAGAAAUUGAGAAAGAUACUGCAUACUUAGCUAGACAGAAAUUGCAAGAACAGCUUGAAAGUGAUGCUGAACGGAAACGAAAGGUUGGACAGAUCAUGGGAGGCCUGCAAAUGCAAGAGAGUGAACACAAGAAAAUGAAGUUGAAGAAGAAAUAAGAUGUUUUCUUAUAAGAUUUCUUAGCCUCCUCUUCUACAGAUUUUCACAAACAAAAGUGGAAGUAUAAUGCAAUACAUUCUACUGUAUAUAUUAAGAACUGACAGGAACUUUACCUAUGGAAUAUAUUAUAUAUGUAUACACACCAUAUUGUAUUUUGUGGAAUGAAUAAACACUUUUCUAGUUUA
Molecule: messenger RNA, 2407 nt
Organism: Penaeus indicus
Lineage: Eukaryota; Metazoa; Arthropoda; Malacostraca; Decapoda; Penaeidae
Product: nucleolar protein 14-like
Exons: 14
Coding region: 95-2221 (708 amino acids)
Biological process (GO): maturation of SSU-rRNA
Cellular component (GO): Noc4p-Nop14p complex; small-subunit processome; nucleolus
Source: RefSeq, a predicted model, not a curated record